Messenger RNA from Nomia melanderi (Alkali bee), 799 nucleotides. RefSeq lists its product as uncharacterized. NCBI's taxonomy places the organism in Eukaryota, Metazoa, Arthropoda, Insecta, Hymenoptera, Halictidae. The record is from RefSeq and is a predicted model, not a curated record.
UUCUGCAGCGUCGGCACGGGCUACGUGACUUCGACGACAGCUCGAUUAAAGAAGAAAAGUAUUUUAUGCGGGAACAGGCACGUACCUCACUGCGCCAGGGUAUUUCCUUGCCGUCCUUGCGUUCUCGCGCAAGUGAUUCGAACGAUCGUCGUUUCUUUAUUACCCAACCACCUCAGCCCCGUUCCCCUGUUCCCUCCGCUUCAAACGAAACGACACUCCCACCCUUGCAUGUGGUUCGUCGAACGUGAACGGAAAACUUUUUUCAUUUGGAUCUCGCUGGUCUUUCUACGUUUGUCUGUGCCUACGAAGUGUUUCGGGAAGGCAGAUGCGUUGAUUCAGGCGGAGGUAGCGGUGUUUAUCAAGCUACACUUGAUUACUCACAUGAUCCCGGUCCGCUUGCGUCUGAAACAGCUAGAGAGGCAAGACGAAACAUCCAAACUCGUGGCACUCGGCUCGAUAGCAAUGGAGGAAUUAGUUUCGGCAUGUCUUUGUUACUGGCCCAGCGGCGAGCUGAGGUGGAGCGUGCAGCCGAUCCUCUUAGCCUCAUCACUUUUGAGCCUCCGGCCGGCUGGGAUCAUCGCUGUCGUGCUAGGAGGCGAUCUCUCCGAAGUCGUAAUAAGAGGUUCGGUUCGAGCUCCUGGCGCGAUACGGGGCUUUUUUUGAGAAGUGCUUAAAUCACGUGGCCCGAUGGUGGACCAUAAAUUAAAUGUCCCAUCGCUGGUGAAAGCUGUGACUGCAGUCAGUCAUAGCCGAACCAUCGGGUAGUAUAAAUCUUGUAUUUUAAACCGUAUCACAAUAA